Molecule: messenger RNA, 1104 nt
Organism: Cryptotermes secundus
Lineage: Eukaryota; Metazoa; Arthropoda; Insecta; Blattodea; Kalotermitidae
Product: phospholipase A1 VesT1.02
Exons: 7
Coding region: 58-1104 (348 amino acids)
Molecular function (GO): lipase activity
Source: RefSeq, a predicted model, not a curated record
UACAUUGUGUCAUUCGUCGGCUGGUCGUCGCGUGACUGUCUUCAAUUGACGCCCGACAUGAGACGGGAGGCGGCCGUCACUGCUCUGCUGAUCGGAGCCCUCUUAUCAGGUUGUCUGGCUCAGCGGUCAAUUUCGCAGGCGCUGUUUUUGGGCAACGUGACAAAUGCGACGCGGGACGACUGCGUCUGGCGCCGCGGGGGCGGCAGGGACGCAUGCCCAGAUCCAGACGUACGUUUCUACUUCUACUCGAGCGCGGAGCCGGCCAUUAGGAAGACGGUGAACUUGGCGGCACGUGACUGGCUAAGGACCAAUGGCUGGAAUAGUGACCAUGACACUGUCGUGCUCAUCCACGGGUACGGUGGGAAGGACGGCUCUUUCCCCAUGGUCAUUCUGCGGGACGCGUACCUGUCCAACGGCACAUACAACGUCUUCACCGUCGACUGGGGCCCCCUCUGCCGGCCACCCUGCUAUGCUGCAGCCGUGCACAACAUGAAACCGGUGGCACGAUGUCUCUCUCAGCUGUUCACAUUCCUGAGGAGCAGUGGAGUACAGCUGCAUAGAACGACAUGCGUUGGCCACAGUCUAGGGGCGCACGUGUGUGGCCUGGUGUCGCUGACACUGCUCUUCAGAAUGCAUAGGAUCAUAGGUCUGGAUCCGGCGCGCCCGCUUAUAAGGGGCCCCAACAGACUGAGGAAUGUGGACGCUAAUGUGGUGCAGGUGAUCCACACAAAUGCGGGGGUGUUCGGCGAGGAUGGCCCCAUGGGAGUCAUCGACUUCUGUGUGAACGGGGGCAGAGAGCAGCCCUCCUGCAAGAACAAGACCCACGCGGCGCUCUGCAGCCAUGUGACAGCCGUGUGCUACAUGGCGGAGAGCAUCAACACCGAGACUGCUCGCGUCGCUGAAACCUGCAGCACUAGACGUUGUCCCAGUGGUUCCCGCCGCCGUCCAGGUGCAUACUAUUGGAUUGGUGGACCUGUUAUUAUGGGCCAGCAUACCCCAGACAGUGCUGCUGGAAUUUUCUGUGUGGCUAACAUGGAUGAGCCAUAUUGCCCUGGAACACGCAGUGCCUCUGGAGACAUCAGAUGCUGCAAAAAUUCAACAUAA